Molecule: messenger RNA, 3652 nt
Organism: Amphimedon queenslandica
Lineage: Eukaryota; Metazoa; Porifera; Demospongiae; Haplosclerida; Niphatidae
Product: cartilage oligomeric matrix protein-like
Exons: 22
Coding region: 97-3369 (1090 amino acids)
Biological process (GO): cell adhesion
Cellular component (GO): extracellular region
Molecular function (GO): calcium ion binding
Source: RefSeq, a predicted model, not a curated record
AAGGCAAUAUCUACCUCUUUCUCUCCUCUCUCAAGAAGCGAUAUAUCAUAGGCGGCGUGUAAUUUAUAGAGCAAACUUUCCCGGUGCAGCUAAAAGAUGAAGAGCUUGCUAGCGUUGAGUUUAUUUCUUGCUUUGUUGGGUGUCCUUUCAGCUAGUGAAGAAACUACCCAUCCUACUCUUACUCCAGAGACAUCAGACUCUCAUGACUUCAUAGUUGUUGGAGGCCAGACCUGCUCGGUUUGCACUGUAAUCCCACAGAAUGGUCCAGUUUUUCCAUUAUUUGCUGGUAACGAAACAGUCGAUCCUACUAACCCAUGUGUUACAUAUAAAUGCGUGAUGCCUCAAGUAGGAGGUCCUCAGCUUCUAGUCAUAAAUGCAAGUAAUUCCUGUCCUCCUGUCCACGGGCUCUGUCAAGAUGGAAAACCUCCAUAUUUUGUGCAGGGCCAGUGCUGCAAAGGAUGCCAUGGGAACUUGUUCUUCAUUAGUAAUCCAGAGAAUGGAACAUCAGCACCAGUUCCUCCUAAUACAUGGAGUUCAUGGUCUGAAUGGACGCAGUGCAGCAGGACUUGCGGUGGAGGACGUCAAUCAAGAACGAGACGCUGUCUCACCGAGAAUCAAGUGCAGCUUGACUGCAGUGGUGAAGUGACCCAACUUCAAGACUGCAACACUGAAGUUAGAUGCCCUGUUGAUGGAGGUUGGUCUGAUUGGACCGACUGGUCUGACUGUAGCUUAACCUGUGGGAAUGGAACUAGGACAAGAACAAGGAAGUGUGACAACCCUGCUCCGUUAUUCGGAGGAGCUCAAUGUAAAGGACCCAAAGAAGACACUGAACUUUGCUCACUUGGACACUGCCCUGUUGAUUGCGAAUGGAGAGAGUGGCAGGAAUGGGAGCCUUGCUCCAAGAGUUGUGGGGGCGGACGUCAAGUGAGGAGACGAUUCUACCAACCACCUCAGUAUGGAGGGAAACUAUGUGAAGGGAGAGCAGUCCAACUACAAGAAUGUAAUGCCCAGCACUGUCCAAUUGAUGGUGGUUGGACUGGUUGGACUGAUUGGAGUGACUGUAGUCAGACUUGUGGUGGAGGUGAAUCCCAUCGCCAGCGAACUUGCACUAACCCAGCUCCUCAAUAUGGAGGCAGCAACUGCUCGGGACAUCAUCUAGAACUGAAGGAGUGCGGGGAUAUACCUUGCCCUGUUGAUUGUGAAUGGGAAGAAUGGUCAGAUUGGACAGAGUGCACUGUAUCAUGUGAUGGCGGCAUGCAAUAUAGAUCAAGGAAUAAGACAGAGGCUAUGCACAAUGGAGAGGAAUGUGUAGGAUCAAGCAAUGAGACAAAGUCAUGCAAUACCCAGGAAUGUCCCAAUCCCUGCAAGCCCAAUCCUUGUUUCAGAGGCAGUCACUGUACUAUACUGUCUGAUACAGAGUUCCAAUGUGCUGCCUGUCCUAUCGGCUAUUCUGGGGAUGGUGUCACCUGUACUCAAGUCAAUGAGUGUCAAGUUGCGUCUCCUUGUUCCAGUGAUCCUGAAGUAUUCUGUUUUGAUCUUGAUCCAGGCUACUACUGCUUCAACUGCCCCUCUGGGUACGUUGGAACCGGUAAAUUUGGAUGGAGUCUUGCUGAUGCCGCCAACAAACAGGUUUGUGAAGAUGCUAACGAGUGUACCAAUGGUCAGUCUAAAUGUCAUGAACACAGAGAAUGUAUUAACACCAGGGGUUCUUACCAGUGUGGUGACUGUAAGCCUGGUUACAUAGCUCAGGGUAGCUACAACUGUGCACUGGAGAAUCCCUGUGCUGCUGGAGUACACAACUGUAUGAUGGAUGAGUACUGUAUCAAUACCAACCCUGGGGAGUAUGAGUGCCAGUGUCCAAGAGGUAACAUUGGUAAUGGUACCCAGUGUAGUCCUGAUUCAGAUUCCGAUGGUAUACCAGACACAGCCCUCACCACUGGUUGCUCUAAACCUGGAUCAGCUUCAUGCAAAGCUGAUAAUUGUAAGAAUAAAGCCAACAGUGGGCAGGAGGAUGCUGAUGGUGAUGGAUUAGGUGACGCCUGUGAUCCUGAUAUUGAUAAUGAUGGAAUCACUAAUCACAAUGAUAACUGUCCGAGAAUAUCAAACAGGGAUCAGCGUGAUACUGAUCGGGAUCACGUCGGUGAUGCUUGUGAUAACUGCGUUAACGUCAGGAACCCAAGUCAAGAAGAUCUUGACGAAGAUGGGAAAGGAGAUCAGUGUGACAAUGACGUGGAUGGAGACAAUAUUCCUAACAGUCAGGAUAAGUGUGUAAGACAGAAGAGCACCUACAGUAUUAGGGACACUGAUAGAGAUGGGAUUGGAGAUGAUUGUGACAACUGCCCAUACAGGAGGAAUAGAUUCCAAGAAGAUGCUGAUCAAGAUGGAGUAGGAGACGCUUGUGAAUCCACUUCUGAUUCAGAUAAAGACGGCAUACAAGACGGUAUUGAUAAUUGUCGCAACGCUCCUAAUGCUGACCAGCUGGACACUGAUGGCGAUGGUAAAGGUGACGCCUGUGAUGAUGAUGAUGACAAUGAUGGAGUGAAGGACACUGUAGACUCCUGCCCUAAAGUACACAAUCCUAGUGAUGUUCUUGGUAAUGCUUGUGCUAAUGAUUGUGAUGGAGAUGGUACUCCUGAUGCUGAUGAUGUCUGUCCUUGUAAUAAGAACAUUGAUAAAACUGACUUUAGAGAACACACCAUCAUAGCCUUGGACCCAGAGGGAGCUGAACAGGUUGAUCCUGACUGGCAGUUUAAUGAUGAUGGAGCUGAGAUCACUCAACACAAGAACUCAGAUCCUGGUCUUUUGAUUGGUAUGGACAGUUUCCACUCGGUCCUGUACACUGGAACCUUCUUCAUUGAGAAGAACAGUGAUGACGAUUACGCUGGUUUUGUGUUUAACUAUCAAAGCAACAAAAGGUUUAUCGUAGUCAUGUGGAAGAAGACUAACCAGACUUAUUGGAUCAGUAGUCCGUUUGAAGCUAAUGCUUUUGCUGGCAUUCAAGUCAAAGUAGUCGACUCUAAUAAAGGACCCAGUACUCACCUUCGUAACGCCUUAUGGAGGACAGGGAACACUCAUGCUGCCGAUCACAUGGUCAAUGUGAACACUGUUUGGUACGACCCUAACUUCUAUGGAUGGGAGUAUGACACUGGGUAUGCUUGGGAACUGACUUAUAAUGGAAACAAAGACUGUAUGAGACUAAAGUUCUACAAUGGUGCUCGUAUGAUAGUAGACACUGGUUGUCUCUGUGACAUGGGACUCAAAGGAGGUAGACUGGGAGUGUUUGCCUUCUCUCAACAAAACGUGAUAUUCUCAAACCUUCAUUAUGAAUGUCUCUCAGGUGCCAAGCAAGCUUCACAGUGCGCCAAAUAAAUACUUUCGAGAGACAAAAGACAAUUUAAAUAUUAAUUAUCUGGCAUUUUCUCAUGUGACAUCAUUUGUUAUAAGUAACUCUUUCAUUAUUAAUUAUUAUUAUUAUCAUUAUUAUCUGUGUUAUAUUAUUUUGUAUAUUAUUAUUAUUAUUAUAUGUAUUUUCCUUCUUCUCAUCUCGAAAAAAAAUAAUUUUAACUAAAAAUUAUCAACAAUAAUAAUAAUACUAAUAAAUAAUAAUAAUAAUUUCAAUUAUUAAUUGAUAAAAUAGAACCAUCAAACCAUA